UCUGUACAAACCUUGCCACAUUUGCAUGGCUAAGCUUUAUUUGUUCCGUCACAGAGUGCGGCAGUGCCCUCAAAAUGUAUUGCUUGUUGACUGUCUAUUACAGGUUUCCUUAAAUCCCCCCUUCUCUCCAGCAAGACCGCAGCCAGCUGUAUCCCAAGGGCCCCUGCCUGCCCCAAACCCUUCUUUUGCAAGGUGUUGACAAGCUCACAAGCGUCCACGAGUCACGACUAGGACCAGUUUGAAAAAUGUGAGUCUGUUUCAAUGAGGGGGCGACGGGACACACAGUUGUGCUAGCUGUGUGAGAGUUGAGAAGGCCGGGGCAGAGGGACCAACUUCAGUCGAAGGAAGCAACUAUGAGGUGGGGCUCAACUCUGUGGAUGCUUUUCUGCUGUCUUUCACUUCUCCCAUCUCCCACAGAUUAUAUAGCUGUGAUGUCAGUUGACUUGGGCAGCGAAUGGAUGAAAAUUGCAAUUGUGAAGCCCGGUGUGCCAAUGGAGAUUGUUCUAAACAAUUAGCUACGCCAGACCAGUCAUCAUCCUUGGACCCAUGAAGGACAGAAUCAACGAUGAUUUAAUAUCGGAGUUCCCGGACAAAUUUGGAUCAUGCGUGCCACACACCACAAGGCCAAAGCGGGAGUAUGAGGUGGACGGGCGGGACUAUCACUUUGUCACCUCCAGGGAGCAGAUGGAGAAGGACAUCCAAGAGCACAAAUUCAUCGAGGCCGGCCAGUACAAUGACAACCUGUACGGGACCAGCGUCCAGUCUGUCAAAUACGUAGCCGAGCGAGGCAAACACUGCAUAUUGGACGUGUCAGGAAAUGCCAUUAAACGGUUACAAGUAGCACAAUUCUACCCUAUUGCCAUCUUCAUAAAGCCCAGAUCUGUCGAGUCCUUAAUGGAGAUGAACAAGCGGCUAACAGAGGAGCAAGCAAAGAAGACGUACGACCGGGCAAUGAAGCUGGAGCAGGAGUUUGGGGAGUUCUUCACAGCUCUGGUGCAAGGAGACACAUUAGAGGACGUUUAUAAUCACUGUAAGCUGAUAGAGGAACAGUCUGGACCUUACAUCUGGAUUCCUUCGAAGGAGAAAUUAUAAAGGCAACCCAGGCCAGGGAUCUGAGACUGCACAUAAUAGGAAUAAUUUGUAUAAUACAAUAAAUUAUUAUGGAAAUGGUUAUUAUUAAUAAUUCCAAUGAUUACCAUGAACUUUUUUGUUGCAUUAUCGUUUUCUUCACUUUCAAAAUGAAUGUUCCUGAAUGUGUUCAAAAUAUUUUGGCAUCAAAAAAGAAUGGACUGUUUGUUCAUGUAUUUAUUGAUUAUUAUUUUGUUUUAUUUCUUGUUGUUGUUGUUGUUGUUUUUUUUUGUUUUUUUUAAGAGAAGGUGAAAGAAACAAAAGUCCAUGUCAGAUGUGUAUCCUCAGACAAAAAUAACAAGUGGAAGGACAAAGAAAAAGACCCAAUGGCCCUGGAACUCAGAACACAUCAACAACACACAGAAGACAGAAAAUAACGGCUUCUUUUGCUUUCCAACUGAUGAAUAGCACUCAGUGUCCUCAAAACCUCAUUUCACAUUAGUGGUUGUAAUAAGUAGUGAGUUUCGUAUCUAUGCACUCUCUAGACCCUUGGAUACUUUCUGUAAUGUGGUUUACUUUCAGUUUAUUAUUGUUUUCCUAAUUUAUAAUUUUUUUCUAUUCAUUUUGUUUGAAUUUGUUUUUUAUAGUUUGCAAUUGUUUUCUAGUGAAUUCUUCCUUUAAAAAUAUGAAUAAGAGAUACUUUAAUUUAGAGAGAACAAAGGGAUACAACUAGGAAUAGGAAAUUUGACACUAUAUUUUGCUAUUUAUAUUGAUAGAGGGCACAACAGCACAGAAAAUAUUUAUAACGAAGAUAUAACUUUGUAAAAAACAAUAAAUUUUAAAAAAUGAGUUUUACUUGUGUAACAUAGUGUGUUGUGGUAGAUUUAGUAUUGAUGGCGAUUUUGUAAGAAAGUAAGCGAAUAUGUAUGGAUUAUGUCGCUUGUUGGGUUGGGGAAUUUACAGUUUUGUGAUGCACUGUGGUGACCAACACGUUUACCCAGAUCUGAGUUCCAAGCAAAGUAUUUCCCCCUCUAAAGUUUGCAUGAACCAGGGAUGUUUCCCCAUUCGGCCGCUUUCCUGAUGCUGCAAACAUUUUUUGAGGUGGUUUUUCCCAUAUAAGGCAAGAUUCGUAGCCCUGAGGGUCCAAAUUUCAUGUGUCAAUAACGUUUGCAAUAAGCCCCAUUUAUGGCCUACAACAUUGCUACUGAGACUCUGUUUGGGAGUAAAAAUGGAGGAAGAUUGUGCUUGCGACCACAUGGUACUGCAAGCUAUUGAAUGUCUCAUUGUAUAGAAAGCCACUUAUAUUGUUCCCUAUGAUUUAUAAUGUACAGUUAAUAUUUGACCAAUCAAUGUUGAGGUUGUGUACACAUCUCAUUCAUGUAUUGUUAUUUAUUUAUUACUCUGUAUAGAAAGAGACUGUGUAUCUUCUUCCUUUAUUUGUGAACUCUUGCCACCAGGAGUGGAUGUCAGCCCACCGGUGUCAGAAACGGGGUGGCCUGAAAGUCCAUUAUAAGUUGAGGCUAAAUGAUUAUUUAAGCAAAUAUUGCUGAAUAUUCUUUUUACCUGAAGCAUACGUUCAAUAAAUCAAUUAUUGAUUCUGAGAAAAAAAAUGUUUUUGAUUCAUUGUCUGUUUUACCCCUUCCUCCACCCACAUAUCAAUGACUGUCAAUAUCCAUGAGCGAUAUUGAUAUUGUUU
This is a messenger RNA of Anguilla anguilla (European eel), 2764 nucleotides long. RefSeq names its product disks large homolog 2-like. Bases 547 to 1092 code for a protein of 181 amino acids. The transcript is spliced from 9 exons. The record is from RefSeq and is a predicted model, not a curated record. Gene Ontology annotation, cellular component: postsynaptic density membrane; neuron projection; neuromuscular junction. NCBI's taxonomy places the organism in Eukaryota, Metazoa, Chordata, Actinopteri, Anguilliformes, Anguillidae. Gene Ontology annotation, biological process: chemical synaptic transmission.